Fonsecaea nubica is the source of this 525-nucleotide messenger RNA. Its product is annotated as D-tyrosyl-tRNA(Tyr) deacylase. Gene Ontology annotation, cellular component: cytoplasm. Gene Ontology annotation, biological process: tRNA metabolic process. The coding region runs from base 1 to 525 and encodes 174 amino acids. The record is from RefSeq and is a predicted model, not a curated record. Lineage: Eukaryota; Fungi; Ascomycota; Eurotiomycetes; Chaetothyriales; Herpotrichiellaceae. The transcript has 2 exons. Gene Ontology annotation, molecular function: D-tyrosyl-tRNA(Tyr) deacylase activity.
AUGAAAGCAAUACUCCAGCGAGUCCUAUCUAGCACCGUCACGGUCAAUGGUCAAACCGUUUCAGCUAUCGGCAAAGGAGUUCUUGUUCUCGCUGCAAUUGGACCCGAUGACACAAAGAAGGAUGCCGAAACCAUGGCUUCCAAAAUCGUAAAGAUGAGAUUGUGGCCAGACGAAUCUGGUCUCAACUGGAAGAAGAGCGUUCAGGACAUCGAGGGGGAGAUCAUGUGCGUGUCUCAAUUCACACUGAUGGCCAAUACAAGGAAGGGCACGAAGCCUGAUUUCCACGGAGCGGCGAAGCCAGAAGUUGCAAAGGAGCUAUACGACUAUUUUGUGAGUCGCGUUCGUGAACAGCACGGCUUGGACAGAGUCAAAGAUGGUGUCUUCCAAGCCAUGAUGCAAGUCAGUCUUGUCAAUGACGGUCCAGUCACCAUCGAGAUCGAUACAAGUCCUCCGAAGAAGGAUUCCUCGAGCAGCUCCAAAAACGGCACUGGAGCGUCGACGCCAGUACAGCAGGAGACUACUUGA